AUGAGCAACACGAUCCAGCAUUUCUCCGAUGCUUCUCAGUCCCGAAUCGCCUUCCUCGAGGCCCUCGAGAAGAGAGUGCAACAAAUCGAGCUUGACUCCAGGAUAAAGUGGCCGGAAGAUAAUCUCGACAAAUUCUUCGAGGACAUGGGCUACUACGAGCAGAUUGACUACCAAGACGACUACAAUGACGGCAAUGAGACCGAUGAUGAACUUGAAGACCAAGUCUACUCCGCCUCUGACUCAGACGACGACCCGUACAGGAGGAAAACCCUCGACGAGAGAGCAGCAACUCUCGUGAACCGAAUCAUGAACUAG
Messenger RNA from Penicillium atrosanguineum, 315 nucleotides. RefSeq lists its product as uncharacterized. The record is from RefSeq and is a predicted model, not a curated record. The transcript has 2 exons. NCBI's taxonomy places the organism in Eukaryota, Fungi, Ascomycota, Eurotiomycetes, Eurotiales, Aspergillaceae. The coding region runs from base 1 to 315 and encodes 104 amino acids.